CAGUGGAAAAAUAAGUAGGGCUCUCGGAGAGGGUGUGAUAACAGGGCGGCGGCCACCAGGUGGCAGCAUUUCACUCUGAAUAAUAAUAUGGUCCUUCAAAGACAAACUGAUCUGCAAUCAGCCACAUCACCUGAAGAAGAGUUAGCCAGUUAUUGAACCAGACCGACCCUGGAUCAGCGUGUGCAGAAUGAAAGCGCUUUUAAAGAGCUGAAUCAUGUUUAUCAUACAUUUUGUUUGUUUGUUGUUGUUUUUGGUAAAUAGACGGCUUAAUUUAACUUUUGUCAUGGUUUUCCAGUUUCCCCAUUAGUUCAGCCAUUUAUUUGACAUAACCAGUGUUUUUACUAAUCUAAUGUGACGGUGCACGUUUGACACACACUUUAAAGUGACUGAUUUGUCUAAGGCCAUGCAGUCCGACAGCCGAGUCGAGCCUUUCCUCUUCUCGUUAAGGUAUCACAUGUUACACUGGGGCCAUGCAGCGCAGAGUAGGGAAGUAAAGACACUUCCUUCUUCCUACCACACUGAUUGCACUGGAACCAGCGAGUUUAACAGCGUCUGACGGUGGCGGUUAUGUGGAUCUACAAGCUGGUCGCAGGCUGUUUCACCUGACAUUUCUGCCUUCCAACGUGGGAUUUUGCAGCUGCGGCCAAUGUCACCGGGUUCAACCAGGAAACCGUUCAGUUCUAGUGGAUCAUGUUAGAGUAGCACAGCCUUUCCUGCAACAAUGGCUGCAACGUAGUGCGACUUUUGGAUCCGCGGUGGAUGAACGACAUCGCCCAGGAGGUGCCGCUAACUUUUAGAGACUUGCAGGAGACAAAAAAGAUUGGAAACAUGAAGAAACAAUUCAAUCGCAUGAAGCAACUCGCCAACCAGACAGUUGGAAGGGCUGAGAAAACUGAGGUGCUGAGUGAUGACCUCCUACAGAUUGAGAGGCGAUUGGAGUUGGUGCGUUUGGUGUCGCACAACACGCACAAGAAGCUGGUGUCUUGUCUGCAGGGUCAACUCGGUACAGACACUGAAAAAAGACAUAAAAAGCUGCCUCUGACGGCACUGUCCCAGGCCAUGCAAGAGGGAGGCGCUCAGCUGGGAGAGGAGAGUCUGAUCGGCAAGAUGAUGGAUGUAUGUGGGGAGGCAGAGAGCAAGUUGGCCACUGAAAUGAUGCAGCAUGAAGUGCACAUUGAGAGAGACAUCCUGGAUCCUCUCAGCCAGCUGGCAGAGGUCGACAUUCCUAAUAUACUGAAACAACGGAAGCAACUUGCCAAGCUGGUUCUGGACUAUGACUCAGCCAAGACAAGGUGGUACCAGGCAGCAAAGUCCACCAACCAGGCCAUGGCAGCAAAGGCUGAUUCUCUGAAAGACGAGGUGGACGAGGCUCACAAUAAAGUAGAAAUAUGCAAGGACCAGCUCUCUGCAGACAUGUACAGCUUUGCUUCCAAAGAAGGAGAGUAUGCACGCUAUUAUGUCAUGUUAUUAGAGGCCCAAGCAGAAUACCACAGGAAGUCCCUGGCAGCUCUGGAGGCAGCUAUACCAACAAUCCAAAUACAACAAGACUCCUGGACAGAGAAGCCUGCAUUUGGUACGGCCCUGGAGGAGCAUCUGAAGAGGAGUAACCGUGAGAUUGCUCUGCCCAUAGAAGCCUGCAUCAUGAUGCUGCUGGAAACUGGCAUGAAGGAGGAGGGACUGUUCAGAAUAGCUGCUGGGGCUUCAAAGCUGAAGAAGCUCAAAGCAGCACUAGACUGUUCCACCUCGCAGCUCGAAGAGUUUUACUCUGAUCCCCACGCUGUUGCUGGAGCCCUGAAGUCCUACCUCAGGGAACUUCCUGAACCCCUAAUGACUUUUGGACUGUAUGAUGAAUGGAUACAGGCCUCCAAUGUGUCAGAUCCUGAUAAGAGGCUUCAGGCUCUUUGGGUGACAUGUGACCAUUUGCCAAAGACCCACAGAGCUAACCUCAGGUAUCUGGUGAAGUUCCUGGCUAAACUGGCUCAGGACAGUGAGGCUAAUAAAAUGACUCCCAGCAACAUUGCCAUAGUCCUGGGACCCAACCUGCUCUGGCAAAAGACUGAGGGCACGCUGGCAGAGAUGGCAGCAGCAACAUCUGUCCAUGUGGUUGCAAUCAUUGAGCCCAUUAUCCAACAUGCUGAUUGGUUCUUCCCUGAAGAUGUGGACUUCAAUGUAUCUGGCAUGUUUGCCAUGCCUACUCACCCAGCCACCCAAGAUCCUGAACCCAGCCUAGAUAGGAAACGCCCUGGCAGCCUGGUGGGGCAGGACGGGGACAGUCACACUCCCCGUAAAGACAGCACUGUUAACAAACAGCCGGAGCCCAACCCACGUAGAGCCAGCGCUGUAAAUAGAAAACAGCCACAGCUAACCUCACCCACCUUCCAACCCCCACUGCCCCCUGUCGAAACCGGGGUUCCUACCCAGCCUGAAUCCCAGCCCCAGGCUCCAUCCCUGGCUACAGAGGCUGAGCAGCCUGGCUUGAGUGGUGCUGGUGGUGGUUUGGGUGGUGUUCUGGGUGGUGGGGUCCAGGUAGCCACUGUGCAACUUCAGCUUGUAACCCAGCUCAGCACAGAGGAGAGCAGCCCAGCCAGUGAUGUCAUGGCCACACCCCCUCCCCAGAGGAAUGGUUCAGUCCAUCUUUCAGCAGGCACCCCCCACCCUCAGGGCGGGUCCAGGGGGCCUAGUCCACACAUCGUCCGCAGAGGCACCAAGAAGCAGGCCCCAGCCCCACCAAAGCAGGCCCCAGCCCCACCAAAGCAGGCCAGCCCCUUUUCCUCACAGCCCAGUAACACACAGACAGCCAGGUCUCAACACCCACCCAUCACUCCCCGACGCUGCUCUAGCAAAGAUGGCCUAAUCCAUGUCCCAAGCCAUCCGCCCCCGCAGCCUCCUCAACCCCACCAGGCCCAGGGGGAGCCUGAGCCCUCUCCCCCCAGCAGUCCCACCCCUCCUGGCACUCCACCUCAUGAUGGAUCCCACUCCAACACACACUCUUCUUGCCCCUCUGGAUCUCUUCCUCGCCCCUCCAGGCCAGCUCCAAGGCCACGGCCCCGACCCAGCAUGCCACCACCCCUUCAACCUGCAGUGAAUGACGAUGGAAAUGGCCUCUGCAGCUCCGCCUCCAAGAUCAUAACAGAUGGUGGCCUGGUCCUAAAGGGGGUAGGGCGAGCCCUCAUCCCUGAGGUGAUUGUGGACAAACAAAAGGAGAGCUCUGCUGGUCAAGAGCCCACCACCACCACAGCCCUGUCAUCAGACCCUCAGAUCCAGUUAGAGACCACCAGUCUGUGAAAAAAGAGAGCUCACUAUUCACCAUCACUCAGCUGGUCCAGAUUUGAAUGUUGAGAAUCAAAUAUCAGACAGGUAACUAAUGCAUCAGGGGGUUCGGGGGGUGAUGGCGACCUUUUCUUUUGAUAUAAUGUACUGACUGGAACCAGAAACCUCAGCUUAAUACAAUGGUCCAGCUGUCACCGGUCAGAUUAGACUUCACAUUUGCUCUAUAGACUGCUGGGUAUUUUGAUAUUGGACUAGAGCCUUGCUAGAUACAAGGCUAAUGAGGCUUAUAUAUAUAUAUACACACACUCUGUAUCCUCGCUGAUACAGCAGCCGAACACUGCUGGUGAAGCAUUGAAAGCUUUCAGUUGUCUCCUGCUUCUUUUUAAAAUACUGCUAUGGAUGCUAAUGAUUCAGUGCUGACAAAUCUGUGAAUUUGCUUGUAGCACACAGGCCUAGGAACUAGCUUUUUUUUAAUUUUUUAUUCAACAGUACAGAUAUGUGCAUUUGAGUAUUGACCAGCCACUGAUGAUCUAUUUAUCAUGAAAAGACAUUUUCUAAUUUGUCAGCUUAGGGUUUAGGGCUUUUGAAUAAGUCACACACAUACACCAGAGUAUAAAAUUACCAAAGACAUAUUUAUGGGCCAAAGAAAACUUUCUUUAUUAUAGUUAUUAA
Monopterus albus (swamp eel) is the source of this 3942-nucleotide messenger RNA. It is a transcript of the gene arhgap17b, whose product is annotated as Rho GTPase activating protein 17b. The transcript is spliced from 20 exons. Gene Ontology annotation, biological process: signal transduction; regulation of actin cytoskeleton organization; positive regulation of GTPase activity. NCBI's taxonomy places the organism in Eukaryota, Metazoa, Chordata, Actinopteri, Synbranchiformes, Synbranchidae. The record is from RefSeq and is a predicted model, not a curated record. Bases 760 to 3285 code for a protein of 841 amino acids. Gene Ontology annotation, molecular function: protein binding; GTPase activator activity. Gene Ontology annotation, cellular component: intracellular anatomical structure; cytoplasm; cytosol.